AAAUUCCCCGCAGGUUCAAAUCGCAGCUCCCCCGCGCAGAAUGAGGUCAGCUGUGUCGCCGCCAAGCAAGGGCAUCGUGUGGCGGCGCAGGAGCACCGAGGUCGAACCUGCCUCCUGCCACGGCACCCAUUUCGCGAGCGCAGCCUUUAACUGACACUUGCCAACUUCACCUCCAGCUCACCAGCUGGACUCAAUUGUGGCCGUCUCGAUUAGGGUUUCUCUCUGCUGUGUUUUGUAUACCCAUCAUGGUCACGCUUUGAGGCCCCCUCCAAUUUGUUCUUUUCACUCGCCCUUCGCGACUCGCCCGACUGCUUGCCUUGCCCUGGAUUUUGCCAGCUAGGAUCGACCCUCGGAUCUAACCCCCGCGCCGCCAGCCAUGCCUCCAAGAUUGGCCAUCCUUUCCGCGGCUUCGGCGGUGCUGCUGCUGCCGCAUAUUGGAGCCUCGCAGUAUGCUCAGCAGGAGCCCAUAGGCGUGUUUGACAUGGAUGCUUGUCCGGACUACAGAACAUAUUCAACAUACAGGCACAAACCCCUCAGCACCGGGCCCCUCGAGCUCCCCUACCAGCGGCCGGACCCGCGUUGCCGUACCUUUCGCUCAGACGCCAUUGAGCAGGUCAUUGAGGACGUGACGUCGCGCAUGAAGGAUCCGGACCUGGCCCGCCUGUUCGAGAACGCCUUUCCCUCGACGACAGACACGACAGUCAAGUUUCACACGGACGGCACGACGAAACAGAUAACAUACGAUGACGGCACUGGGGGGUUAUAUGGGAGCCGCGGCUCAAACCAGGAGAACGCGUGGGAGGGCCCUCAGUCCUUCAUAAUCACGGGCGACAUCGUGGCAGAGUGGCUGCGUGACAGCACGAACCAGCUAUCUCCUUACCAGCCCCUCGCACGCAAGGACCCGGCCCUGCGCACGCUGAUCUUGGGCGCUAUCAACACCCAGGCCGAGUAUGUCAUCGAGAGCCCCUACUGCAACGCCUUCCAGCCGCCCCCUAUCGCCACCGAGCUUCCGCGGUCUUACAAUGGGCAGCAAGAUACGGUGCAUCCUGCCUACAACCCAGAAUUCGUCUUUGAGUGCAAGUACGAACUUGACAGUCUCGCCCAUUUCCUCGCCCUCGGCAACGAAUUCUUUAAGGCUACGGGGUCGUCUGCGUUCGUCAACGCCCGCUGGCUGCUUGCUGUCGAGACCCUGCUGCGUGUGCUCGAGGAGCAGUCCAUGGGCACCUUUGACAAGAACGGCCGCUACCGCCACACCGAGUACACAUUCCAGCGCAACACAAACACGGGCACUGAGACGCUCAACUUGGCCGGGGUAGGCAAUCCGCUCCGUAACGGCACCGGCCUCGUGCGCUCCGCCUUCCGCCCCAGCGAUGACGCCACCAUUCUUGGUUUCUUCAUCCCCGCCAACGCCAUGAUGGCGGUCGAGCUGCGCCGGACAGCGGACAUGCUCAAAGCUGGUGGCUCACGCCAGGACUCGCUGGUGAAAGAUAUGGAGCGCUGGAGUAAGACUAUCACGGACGGCAUUUGGGAGUAUGGAGUCGUUAAACACCGCGAAUUUGGCAAUGUGUUCGCAUACGAGGUCGACGGCUACGGCUCCACCAUAAUGAUGGAUGAUGCCAACUACCCAUCGCUCCUGGCCCUGCCGCUCAUGGGCUUCGUUCCACGCGACGACGAGACGUACCAGAACACGCGCAGGAUGAUACUCGCAAAGAACUCGAACCCAUAUUAUCUGAAAGGAAGGGACUUUCGGGGUAUUGGAGGCCCGCACAUCGGACUGAUGAACGCCUGGCCAAUGAGUCUCCUAAAUCAGGCGCGGACGUCAGAGGAUGACGCGGAGAUUCUGGAGUGCCUAGACUAUGUCCUCAAUUCGGCCAAACUCGGCCUUGUGCAUGAAAGUAUCGACGUAAACUUUAUAACUUCCUACACCAGGAGUUGGUUUGCAUGGGCCAACGGGGUCUUCGCCGCAACCAUCUUGGAUUUGGCCAAGCGGAAGCCUCAUCUGAUCUUCAAGGCGCCUGCGGAGCCUUACAAGAUUUGAGUAACCUUCUUUUUGUCCAAUACCCACAGCAAUUGUCAGUGUAUCAGAAGGGCCUUCUCGAGAAGCAUCCAUGGUUCCUUUUUAUGUGCCAGCAGCUUAUGCUGCCGUCCUGAAAUUGGACCGAAAUCGGUAAUAUUGAGGUUUGGAAAGACGUGACGCGCCGUCACGGGUAGCGUCGGCACAGGCGUGGCGUUUGGCGUCGUGAGAAUGCCUCAGACAGGUUCUUGGUUGUGUGAUUGGCUGGUCUUGCUGCGGAAUGGUUAUUUUCAGUCUUGUUGUUUUCUUUUUGUUUAAUGCUGCCCGCAGUCGAGGCCAAUGUAGAAGGUGCUUUGUUUAUAGAAUAAUACCUGCACCAAGGCUGGAUUGCGAGAGAGUCGC
Gaeumannomyces tritici R3-111a-1 is the source of this 2416-nucleotide messenger RNA. RefSeq lists its product as hypothetical. Gene Ontology annotation, biological process: carbohydrate metabolic process. NCBI's taxonomy places the organism in Eukaryota, Fungi, Ascomycota, Sordariomycetes, Magnaporthales, Magnaporthaceae. The record is from RefSeq and is a predicted model, not a curated record. The transcript is spliced from 4 exons. The coding region runs from base 377 to 2038 and encodes 553 amino acids.